AUUCACCUAAAAAAUGUGUCGUGUCUUAAUUAUUUUUUUAUUUAUCACAAGCACUUUUGCUACAGAAUAUAAAUCUGGGCACUGUCCCAAUAUCACUGCAAUUUCAGUCGAUCUUAUAAAGGCUUUUGGAACUUGGUACGAGUACAGUCGCAGUUCCAACAAAUGGAAUAAUUUAGAAAAAUGUGGUUAUUUACAACUUAAUAAGCCCAAAGAUUGCUCGUCAAUUACAAUUUAUAAUAGCAUUUCAAAAGAAAUUAACGAACCUCUGACAAUGGUAACUAAUUUUACUGUACUCAAUGGAAGACUUGACAUCACUUACAAUUUACCAGUAGUUGGAAAGAUGGUAAGAGAAUUGACUAUCGUUGAUAUAGAUUACAAUGACUACGUAAUAGGGUGGCUGUGUAUAGACGUAGGAAGUAACCAUACCGAGAGUGUUUGGGUGCUUACACGAGAACCGAACCCUUCAAAAAAUUACAACGAAUUAGCAAAAUCUGCGCUGAAGUCCUAUGGGCUAAAGAUGCCAAAGAUGGUCAGGGUCGAUCAAAAGGAUUGCCCUUAUGCCAGUAGCUCUAAUUCUUCGGGGGUGAAAACUUGUUGAUCAUUCAAUGGUUUUUUGUACAUUAAUUAAUUAAAGGAAUG
Molecule: messenger RNA, 639 nt
Organism: Microplitis demolitor
Lineage: Eukaryota; Metazoa; Arthropoda; Insecta; Hymenoptera; Braconidae
Product: bilin-binding protein
Exons: 4
Coding region: 14-598 (194 amino acids)
Source: RefSeq, a predicted model, not a curated record